Mandrillus leucophaeus (drill) is the source of this 4225-nucleotide messenger RNA. It is a transcript of the gene CARD14, whose product is annotated as caspase recruitment domain family, member 14. Lineage: Eukaryota; Metazoa; Chordata; Mammalia; Primates; Cercopithecidae. The transcript has 22 exons. Bases 169 to 3246 code for a protein of 1025 amino acids. Gene Ontology annotation, biological process: regulation of apoptotic process. The record is from RefSeq and is a predicted model, not a curated record. Gene Ontology annotation, molecular function: protein binding.
AGGCUCUUCCUUCUGCCCAGCUCCAUCCUGCCCAGCAGCCUGCAGAGAGGAGGCAGCUGGCACCACACUGGGCUUUGGAGAGGUUGCGGGGACUGAGGACCUCACCCUGCUGCACGGAGCUCCUGCAAAAACGACCCUGAGACCCCUGGGUCCUUCCAGCGCCCAGCCAUGGGGGAACUGUGCCGCAAGGACUCUGCGCUCACAGCACUGGACGAGGAGACGCUGUGGGACAUGAUGGAGAGCCACCGCCACAGGAUCGUGCGCUGCAUCUGCCCCAGCCGCCUCACUCCCUACCUGCGCCAGGCCAAGGUGCUGUGCCAGCUGGACGAGGAGGAGGUGCUGCACAGCCCCCGGCUCACCAACAGCGCCAUGAGGGCCGGGCACUUGCUGGAUUUGCUGAAGACUCGAGGGAAGAACGGGGCCAUCGCCUUCCUGGAGAGCCUGAAGUUCCACAACCCUGACGUCUAUACCCUGGUCACUGGGCUGCAGCCUGAUGUUGACUUCAGCAACUUUAGCGGUCUCAUGGAGACAUCCAAGCUGACCGAGUGCCUGGCUGGGGCCAUCGGCAGCCUGCAAGAAGAGCUGAACCAGGAGAAGGGGCAGAAGGAGGUGCUGCUGCGGCGGUGCCAGCAGCUGCAGGAGCGCCUGGGCCUGGCCGAGACCCGUGCCGAGGGCCUGCACCAGCUGGAGGCUGACCACAGCCGCAUGAAGCGUGAGGUUAGCACCCACUUCCACGAGGUGCUGAGGCUGAAGGACGAGAUGCUCAGCCUCUCACUGCACUACAGCAGCGCCCUGCAGGAGAAGGAGCUGGCCGCCUCACGCUGCCGCAGCCUGCAGGAGGAGCUGUAUCUACUGAGGCAGGAGCUGCAGCGAGUCAACGUGGUUUCCUCCUGCGAGCUGGAACUGCAAGAGCAGUCCCUGAGGACGGCCAGCGACCAGGAGUCCGCGGACGAGGAGCUGAACCGCCUGAAGGAGGAGAAUGAGAAACUGCGCUCGCUGACUUUCAGCCUGGCGGAGAAGGACAUUCUGGAGCAGAGCCUGGACGAGGCGCGAGGGAGCCGACAGGAGCUGGUGGAGCGCAUCCACUCACUGCGGGAGCGGGCCGUGGCCGCUGAGAGGCAGCGAGAGCAGUACUGGGAAGAGAAGGAACAGACCCUGCUCCAGUUCCAGAAGAGUAAGAUGGCCUGCCAGCUCUACAGGGAGAAGGUGAACGCGCUGCAGGCCCAGGUGUGCGAGCUGCAGAAGGAGCGAGACCAGGCAUACUCCGCAAGGGACAGUGCUCAGAGAGAGAUUUCGCAGAGCCUGGUGGAGAAGGACUCCCUCCGCAGGCAGGUGUUCGAGCUGACGGACCAGGUCUGUGGGCUGCGCACACAGCUCCGCCAGCUGCAGGCAGAGCCUCCGGGUGUGCUCAAGCAGGAAGCCAGGACCAGGGAGCCCUGUCCACGGGAGAAGCAGCGGCUGGUGCGGAUGCACGCCAUCCGCCCCAGAGGCGACAGCGAUGGCAGCCUCGUCAGCUCCACGGAGUCUCAGCUCUGGUCGGACCUGAGCAACACAUCCAGCCGUGAGCUGGCGGACAGCUUCCGCUCCAGCAGCCCCGCGCCCCCCAGCCAGCAGUCCCUGUACAAGCGGGUGGCCGAGGACUUCGGGGAAGAACCCUGGUCUUUCAGCAGCUGCCUGGAAAUCCUGGAGGGAGACCCAGGAGCCCCGCCGGGAGCUAAGCUCCUCACUAGUUACAGUGAUUUUAGGAAAGAUGAAAUCAGCGUCCAAGCAUUGAGGAAGGGGUGGAGGAAGAGAAAGUUCAGCCUCAGCACAGAGGAUGGAACCGACCUUCCCCAGCUGGAAAGCAGCCUGCAGCCGUUCUCACCUGGAAGCCUUGAUGUCUCGGAGAGCGGCGUCCUCAUGCGGCGGAGGCCAGCCCGCAGGAUCCUGAGCCAGGUCACGGUGCUGGCGUUCCAGGGGGAUGCGUUGCUGGAGCAGAUCGGCGUCAUCGGCGGGAACCUCACAGGCAUCUUCAUUCACCGGGUCACCCCGGGCUCGGCGGCGGAUCAGAUGGCCUUGCGCCCGGGCACCCAGAUUGUGAUGGUUGAUUACGAAGCCUCAGAGCCCUUGUUCAAGGCAGUCCUGGAGGAUACGACCCUGGAACAGGCCGUGGGGCUUCUCAGGAGGGUGGAUGGCUUCUGCUGCCUGUCUGUGAAGGUCAACAUGGACGGUUAUAAGAGGCUACUCCAGGAUCUGGAGGCCAAAGUGGCGACCUCGGGGGACUCAUUCUACAUCCGGGUCAACCUGGCCAUGGAGGGGAGGGCCAAGGGGGAGCUGCAAGUGCAUUGCAACGAGGUCCUCCACGUCACCGACACCAUGUUCCAGGGCUGCGGCUGCUGGCACGCCCACCGCGUGAACCCUUACACCAUGAAGGAUGCUGCUGCGCACGGCACCAUCCCCAACUACUCCGGGGCUCAGCAGCUGCUCAUAGCCCUCAUCCAGGACAUGACUCAGCAAUGCGCCAUCACCCGCAAGCUGUCUUCUGGGGGACCACAGAAGCUGGUCCGCAUCGUCAGUAUGGACAAAGCCAAGGCCAGCCCUCUGUGUUCGUCGUUUGACAGGGGCCAGCUGGACCCCAGCAGGAUGGAGGGCUCCAGCGCGUGCUUCUGGGCCGAGAGCUGCUUCACCCUGGUGCCCUACACCCUGGUGCGGCCCCAUCGACCCGCCCAGCCCCGGCCUGUGCUCUUCGUGCCCAGGGUGGUUGGGAAGAUCCUGAGCGAGAAGCUGUGCCUCCUCCAAGGGUUUAAGAAGUGCCUGGCAGAGUACUUGAGCCAGGAGGAGUGUGAGGCCUGGAGCCAGAGAGGGGACAUCGUCCAGGAGGGAGAGGUGUCUGGGGGCCGCUGCUGGGUGACCCGCCAUGCUGUGGAGGCCCUCAUGGAAAAGAACACCCACGCCCUCCUGGACGUCCGGCUGGACAGUGUCUGCGCCCUGCACAGGAUGGACAUCUUCCCCAUUGUCAUCCACGUCUCUGUCAACGAGAAGAUGGCAAAGAAGCUCAAGAAGGGCCUACAGCGGUUGGGCACCUCAGAGGAGCAGCUCCUGGAGGCCGCCCGGCAGGAGGAGGGACACCUGGACCAGGCACCCUGUCUAUACAGCAGCCUGGCUCCUGACGGCUGGAGUGACCUGGACGGCCUAGUCAGCUGUGUCCGCCAGGCCAUUGCCGACGAGCAGAAGAAGGUGGUGUGGACGGAGCGGAACCCCCGAUGAUGUACCGUGCCCCUCCCUGGGACGGUGGGGGCCUCUGCGUGCCUGUUAAUGCGGUCCUGUUCCUGAGCCCAGACCCUACUGGCACAGCUGUGGGCUCUUGGCUCAUGAGGCCUGCUGUCCCCUCUGGCUGGGGUCUAACCUUGAACCCUCACCACGUGCAGGUCACACACGGUGAAGCCACUUGUAACUGCACACUUUUCUGUGGAAACAUCUUCACCUUUCACCAGGCUUGGCAUGGUCUGGACUGGAGACCCUGAGAACAUUUCUGCAGUGGGACAGGAGGGACAUCUUCCCACGCCUUCCCUGGAACCGGAGGCCCCGGACCUCUCUGGAGAACCGCCUGUCUGCAGGUCCGAUUCAAACCUGCGGGGGCUGCAUUUCCCUUUACAAUUCUGAAGUGUCAAAGGCUCACUCCAAAAGCACAGAGGCAGCGGGUGGGGAGUCUGGGUGGCCCCCAAGGUUGCUGCCACCCUUGCCUGGGGCAGAGGCACAAGCCCACAUAUGCUGUGACCCUGGCCACCUUUUCUCAGCUUCUGAGGCUGCGAUGCCUCAGGAACUCCAGUCUACAGAGACCAGUGUGCUGACUUGUAAAUACAGCCUCUGGGUGGUGGAGAUGGUACUUUCAGUGGGUCUGUGCCCCGUGGCCUCCAUGCCCGUUCGGAGGGGGUGUCCCAGAGAAGCCUGGCACCAGUAUCCCUGUACAAGGUCCGGCAGACUCUGCCUUCCCCCGACCUGGCUUUGCACCCCAGCCCUUCUUGGGCCAAACAUCUUCACUGCACCUUCAGGGCUCGGGGAGGACCCAGGUCCCCCAGCGCCUGGCCUUGCCUCCGCCUCCUCGGGCUGUUGCAGACUGAAGGUCAUUUUGACAGCAGUGUCCAAGAAUCAGGAAGCUGUUCUAGAAUUCAGGUUGGAAUCAUCAUAAACGAGUUCAGAAAAAGAACUUCUGCAUAUUUUACUAAAAUAAAAAGCUUUUACAAUA